AUGUAUGACAACUUCAUUCCUUCUUGGCUGAAUAGUAAUAUCCAGUCGAAGAGCCAGCUUUACCGUGGCAUGUGCAGGAAGGCCUGAGAGCAGGAAAUUCAAUACUUAAACUGCCCAAAUGACCAAAAGUGCUGCCUGAAACUUUCUGUGAAAAUAACCAGUUCUGACAAUGUGAAGGAGAAAACAACUGAUUCCAACCUGUCAGUUACAAACACUUCAAGUCACUCUGAACUCUGA
Molossus molossus (Pallas's mastiff bat) is the source of this 237-nucleotide messenger RNA. RefSeq names its product defensin beta 116 (gene DEFB116). Lineage: Eukaryota; Metazoa; Chordata; Mammalia; Chiroptera; Molossidae. Gene Ontology annotation, cellular component: extracellular region. The record is from RefSeq and is a predicted model, not a curated record. Gene Ontology annotation, biological process: innate immune response.